AUGGAGCAUGUUGGAGAGAAAAGGAAGAACUCGGACUCUUUUCACGGGGGUGAAAAGAGGCAUAAUCCCAAUAGUAACAACCAUGGGAAUUUUGGAUAUAGGAGGGACAAUAAGGGGAUCUUUGGAAAAGGGAAUGGGGGCCAAUCGUCCAAUGCUAGAGGGAAUGGAAACCAAGGGGGUGAAAGACCCAAGAGGAAGUACAUAUGUAGGCGGUGUGAGAAAGACCACCUAGGGAAGGACUGCGAAGGGAAACCGGUAACUUGCCGUUAUUGUCAGAAAUUGGGACACCGUGAAUACGAGUGUUACAAGAAAGAGGUUGACGUUAAGUCAGGGAGGGUGAAAGAGUCUAGUGUUCCUAGCAAACCAUCUCAGCCUAGUGGACCUACACCCAAGGUUGGAACCAGUAGCGUUGCAGGAGGUGCCCCAAAGGGUCGUGUGUUCGUGAUGAACAGUCGUGAGGCUGAAACUGUUAAUGAUGUGGUAAUUGGUGUUUUCCUUACAAAAUUUCCGCCAAACUUGAUCGAGUUUGAUUUGAGGGAUCUCGAUGUGAUUCUGGGUAUGGAAUGGUUGGGAAGGUACGAGGCAAAGAUUGAUAAUGCAUCUAAAAAGGAUACUUUGACUAGCCCAAGUAAGACCAGAGUGGUGUAUAAAAAGGAAGGGAAAAGUUCAGGGUUGAGAAUUACUUCUGCAAUGCAAUUACAGAAGAUAGUUAAGAAGGGUUGUUCUCUGUUUUUGUGUAAUGUUCAAGAGAUUGAAAGUGAGGAAAAGAAGGGUGAUGGAAGUAUUCCUGUUGUAGAAGAGUUUCCUGAUGUAUUUCCAAAUGAGAUUCCUGGUAUGCCACCAGUAAGGGAUGUUGAAUUCACUAUCGACCUAGUGUCUAGUACUUGA
This is a messenger RNA of Chenopodium quinoa (quinoa), 888 nucleotides long. RefSeq lists its product as uncharacterized. The record is from RefSeq and is a predicted model, not a curated record. The transcript is spliced from 2 exons. NCBI's taxonomy places the organism in Eukaryota, Viridiplantae, Streptophyta, Magnoliopsida, Caryophyllales, Amaranthaceae. The coding region runs from base 1 to 888 and encodes 295 amino acids.